CCGGCCACCCCAUCACACCGCGUGCCGCCUGCCCGUCUCCCUCCUUCAUCAAGAUGUCGACUUCACAGAGUGUCCAAACCUUCGGAAAGAAGAAGACCGCUACCGCCGUUGCCUUCUGCAAGGAUGGCAAAGGUCUCAUCCGAAUCAACGGAACCCCCAUCGCCCUCGUCCAACCUGAAAUCCUCCGUUACAAGGUCUACGAGCCCAUCCUGAUCGCUGGUGCCGAUGCAUUCUCCAAGCUUGACAUUCGGGUCCGAGUCACCGGUGGUGGUCACACUUCGCAAGUUUACGCCAUCCGACAAGCCUUGGCCAAGGCCGUCGUAGCUUUCUAUGCCAAGUACUACGACGCUGCCUCCGCCCUCGCUCUCCGAAAGGUGCUCAUUCAGUACGACCGAACUCUCCUCGUCGCUGACCCCCGACGGAUGGAACCCAAGAAAUUCGGUGGGAAGGGUGCCCGUGCUCGCUUCCAGAAAUCCUACCGUUAAGCCUGCUCGGAUCAUGUUGCUACUUUUUAUGUCUACAUUUACAUAUGUGCCAUGCAAUCAAUCCCCUGGCCGUCUAAGCCUUUCUUCAAAUGAAUGAAUACAUGUCUUAGUUGAACUGCUUCCCCAAAAUGUAAGAGUGUCCAGUUGUCGGUGUCCGGAAGGAAAAAAAACCCUUUGCAAUGAAGAGGG
Puccinia graminis f. sp. tritici CRL 75-36-700-3 is the source of this 674-nucleotide messenger RNA. Its product is annotated as 40S ribosomal protein S16. The transcript is spliced from 5 exons. Lineage: Eukaryota; Fungi; Basidiomycota; Pucciniomycetes; Pucciniales; Pucciniaceae. The record is from RefSeq and is a predicted model, not a curated record. Gene Ontology annotation, molecular function: structural constituent of ribosome; RNA binding. Gene Ontology annotation, biological process: translation; maturation of SSU-rRNA from tricistronic rRNA transcript (SSU-rRNA, 5.8S rRNA, LSU-rRNA). Bases 54 to 485 code for a protein of 143 amino acids. Gene Ontology annotation, cellular component: cytosolic small ribosomal subunit; ribosome.